Messenger RNA from Hevea brasiliensis (rubber tree), 1248 nucleotides. Its product is annotated as GTP-binding protein At2g22870. The coding region runs from base 94 to 996 and encodes 300 amino acids. Gene Ontology annotation, molecular function: GTP binding. The transcript has 4 exons. The record is from RefSeq and is a predicted model, not a curated record. NCBI's taxonomy places the organism in Eukaryota, Viridiplantae, Streptophyta, Magnoliopsida, Malpighiales, Euphorbiaceae.
UCGAUAGUGUCACCCCUAAUCAACGUCCAAGCAGGGUAAAAAAACUGCGACUGCUUGCGAGAUUGAGCUCUGCCAUUGACACACUCGAGCAGAAUGCUACUUCGAAACCGCCUAUUCAUCAUUUUAUCACUUCCAUCUUCUCCUUUACCUUCUAGAAAACCUCUCCCACCUACCUUCUCUUUCAAUUACUCUACCCUCAAAUCUCCUAACCCCAUCCCAACACCUCAUGUCUCUGCUUCAAAGGCUGCCAAACCGUCAACCUCUGACGCCGCUCGAUUCGCUCGGACCGUGCUCUUCGUCCCACCAGGGGUCGACCCCGAUGAGGUGACAGAGGAUAUGGUUUUGCCAGGUUCCAACAUCGUUCUAGGACCCUAUGCGGGUCAUUCACAGAUUAAGGAAGUGGAAUUCGUUAAGAGCAGCAGUCAGGCCAGAGAUUGCCCCAGAGAUGACCUGCCCGAGUUUGCCAUUCUUGGUCGGUCGAAUGUGGGCAAGUCUUCACUUAUUAAUGCUCUGGUUAGAAAGAAGGAAUUUGCUCUAACAUCGAAAAAACCAGGGAAGACCCAGUUGAUUAAUCAUUUCCGGGUGAAUAGAAGUUGGUAUAUUGUGGAUUUGCCUGGUUAUGGGUUUGCUAAAGCCCCAGAUUCUGCUCGAACGGAUUGGUCCUCAUUCACUAAAGGAUAUUUUUUGAACAGAGAAACUCUAGUUGCUGUCCUACUUCUUAUUGAUGCAAGUGUUCCCCCUCAAAAGAUUGACCUAGAUUGUGCUAAUUGGCUCGGACGCAAUAAUAUACCAUUGACUUUUGUUUUCACAAAAUGUGACAAAAUGAAAGGGGGAAAAAGAACAAGGCCGGAUGAGAACAUUAGGAAUUUCCAGGAGCUGAUCAGACAAAACUACAGGGAACAUCCCCCAUGGAUCAUGACUAGUAGUGUCACUGGAUUGGGCAGAGAUGAGCUUCUCCUACAUAUGUCACAGCUAAGGAAUUACUGGGAUCAAUAAGAACAUGGAGUCAAAACUACUGCCCAAUGUAAGUUAUCUGUAAAAUUAUGCAUGAAAAUCCAGCUAUUAUAUGAGAUGUUUACAGUUCCCACCCCACCCCCAGCCCCAAAUUUUCCUGUUGCAUGUCAUUUCUUCUAAAGUUGUGUUAAAAUAAAAAAAAUGGGGACUACAACUUGCAGUGUGCUGGAGCCUGGAUGUAACAUUCUUCAUUUGUUAAUAGAGGUGAAUGACGUCUUACAGUUCUUAUUCAGA